This is a messenger RNA of Serpula lacrymans var. lacrymans S7.9, 1714 nucleotides long. RefSeq names its product glycoside hydrolase family 61 protein. The transcript has 5 exons. Bases 555 to 1523 code for a protein of 322 amino acids. The record is from RefSeq and is a predicted model, not a curated record. NCBI's taxonomy places the organism in Eukaryota, Fungi, Basidiomycota, Agaricomycetes, Boletales, Serpulaceae.
GGGUUGGUUACGGUUACUUACUACCUCUGUUCAGCAUGCCCCAACCGUAAAAGUACAGUAUCAAAACAGAACGCACCGGUAAUUAACCCUGGACAACCCAUCUUUACCAGACGGACAAUCGCCAGUAAUCAUGCUCCGGAUAUCCAUCACUCCGGAAAUAACUAUCGUGGCCAAACGGGACCUAAAUAACAAGAAGUGUUCAAAGGGCGAAAUCAUUUAAACGCGAAGGCGCCCUGUUCUUUUGACAUGCUGCUUUGUUCCAUGGGCCUACAACGAGCAGUGAUAGGGUGAUACACGGCAAGCAAUCUAAAAUAACCACCCAUAUCCUUUUCGGGCCUUGUAAAUGGCGGAACAUGCACCAGAAUCAACCGCGAGGCAAUGAGGCUGAUGGUCAUGCGCGAAAUGGAAGAAAUGCGAUUUGGUUGUCUUUACCAUGCUUUAUACUUGCUGGUGGAUGAUAUAAAAAUUAUCUUUUCUCACACAAAAUAUCUCUAAGCUCGUAGAGCGAGCUGCUUAUCAUUCUUCUGUCGUCGUUCGAACAUAUUAUUCUCGUCAUGACAGCCUCAUCUUCUCUCGUUCUCUUUCUGUUUGCGAUUAUCCCUUUCGUCGCCUCCCAUGGCUUUGUUAAGGAGGUCACCAUAGAUGGGACGAGUUAUCAAGGUAAUUUACCGGGUGGUACUACGAGUCCAAGUAUUAUUCGACAAAUAUCCACCAUUGGCCCUGUACAACCGGCUACCAACCCCAGCAUAAAUUGCGGCAUGAAUGCCACACUGGCCUCUUUGGUGGCAUCUGCAAAUCCAGGGAGUCAGCUACAGAUACACUGGGUUGGGUCCUCCGAUGGCACUUCAAAUUGGCCCCAUGAAACUGGGCCUAUCAUGGCGUAUAUGGCAGAGUGUGUCAACACCACAUGCGACAAAUACGAUUCUACCAAUGCGGAAUGGUUCAAAAUCAAUGAACUCGGAAUGGAUGGGAGUAUUUGGUACCAGACCCUUAUCAGUCAGGGUGCUUGGGCCAAUCUGACCCUUCCCUCCAACAUCGCUCCUGGAAACUAUCUCCUACGACACGAACUUAUCUCGCUGCAGAAUGCAGGCUCAAUCGGUGGAGCUGAGUUCUACCCAUCCUGCACCCAGCUCAAGAUUGGAGGGAGUCAAAAUGGCGUUGCUCCUUCAGACGAUCUUUGCACGUUUCCUGGUGGCUAUAAUGAGACUGCGCCUGGAAUUUAUGACCCUGACGUUUACAAUCCUGGUUCCACAUAUGUCUUCCCUGGGCCCCCUGUAGCUACACUCGUUGCCCCAGGCACGAGCUCGCCUGCUCCCAAUUCCACGUCCACUCCUACGCAAGCACCAAACCCAACCAGUACGUCUGGUGGAACAACUGGUGGAACUUCGUCUGGCGGUGCGGGCUCAUCUUCGGGUAACACAGGUACCUCUUCUGGAAACAGCGCGUCCUGCCAAUUACAGCCAUCUAACAACUUGAACUUGCGUCGACGUCAUCUGAGCAAAUUUAAGCGUCACUUGUUCUAGGUGCAACUACCCGCAGCGCCCACAUGCCUCUUCUUCGACGGGGCGUUAAUUUGUCGAUUAUUGUAGGAAUAUGUGCGGGUUUCAAGUUUAUUACUUAUUAUUAAGGUCGUGUUCUUUGUAGAUCAAACGAACAUGUAGAGAUGUAUGUAUAGCUAUUUUGUAUCACCAGUAGCACUGUAAUUGCUUUAACC